Dentiscutata erythropus is the source of this 205-nucleotide messenger RNA. The record is from the annotation of a GenBank genome assembly. NCBI's taxonomy places the organism in Eukaryota, Fungi, Glomeromycota, Glomeromycetes, Diversisporales, Gigasporaceae.
CUCAAUGCAAUCCACUUUCAAUAGAAAUUCUGAAGGUUGGAUCAAUUGCCACCUUGGCACCAUUGAUUGAUGAUUGUUUCCUGAAACCCAACUGUGAAGAAAUGUCCCUUGCUUCAAUUAUGCGCAAAAAUAUACCAAGAGAGGAGCCAGAAAAGAAGAAAUUAGAUCACAAAAUUGAUAUUAUUUUUCGUAUAGUUGAUAUAGA